AUGAAAGGAAAUAAAUACACAAGAAUGGUAAUCAAUUCCAUUGGACGCGAGGUCGUGCAUGCCAAAGUCGGAAAAGACCUACAGGAUUUCGGUGUACACAAAAGCCUUAUCUGCCACUGCUCCCCAUUUUUCAAAGCUGCAUUUACUUCCGGCUUUGAAGAAACUACCACUGGCAUCAUCAAACUUGCCGAUGUCGAUGUUGAAGUUUUCGAGUUAUUUUUCCAAUGGCUAUACACGCAACAAAUCGGCGAACCUGAAGAAGACGCAAUUGAGCCCGCGCUCUUAGAUAAUAAGUCGAAAGCUUACCAUGACUAUAAAAUUCUUUUUGGUACCUUUUUACGACUUUAUGUCUUUGCGGAUAUGAUUAAGGUACCGACUCUUAAGAAUGAAUGCAUCGAGAAGCUCUCUCUUAUGGGCGAUGAGGCAAAGGAAUUCCUAACCGAGUCGGAGAAUGUCCAGUAUGUUUGGGAGAAUACGAGAGAGGGGGAUUUGAUCCGCAAGCUUUUUAUCGAUGCGAUAAUUUGGGACUGGGGGGUAACAUCAUUCCAAAAAACACUUGAUCAACUUUCUGAGGAAGUAAGACUUGCCAUUCUUCUCGCCAUGAAAGGCGUUAUUGACAAUGCUCGCGCGGAGAUAAUGGAGAUGGAAAGAACCAAAAGAAAAGUAAGGACUCUUGCAUCUUUCGUUAGUCCUUUGACGUAUCCAACCAACUACUAUGAGAAAGUCGAGGCAGAGAAUAACAAAAAAGGAGAAGUUUCAUCUGGAACGAGGGCGGAGGCCUCUGAGGAAUUGUAUGAGGUUGAGGAAAUUUUGGAUUCUAAAUGGGUCAACGGCUUGGUUAGUUACAAGGCUAAAUGGGUUGGACAUAAGCAAGAUGAUCAUCAAUAUUAUUCGGCGGAUAAUUUUGAAGGUGCUCAGGAACUUGUGGAGAAAUUUCAUAAAAAUAACCCACACAAGCCUCAUCCUGGGGUGAAAUACUACUAG
Molecule: messenger RNA, 984 nt
Organism: Botrytis deweyae
Lineage: Eukaryota; Fungi; Ascomycota; Leotiomycetes; Helotiales; Sclerotiniaceae
Exons: 2
Coding region: 1-984 (327 amino acids)
Molecular function (GO): protein binding
Source: RefSeq, a predicted model, not a curated record